Molecule: messenger RNA, 7760 nt
Organism: Nerophis lumbriciformis (worm pipefish)
Lineage: Eukaryota; Metazoa; Chordata; Actinopteri; Syngnathiformes; Syngnathidae
Gene: crim1
Product: cysteine rich transmembrane BMP regulator 1 (chordin-like)
Cellular component (GO): extracellular region; plasma membrane
Molecular function (GO): protein binding; serine-type endopeptidase inhibitor activity
Source: RefSeq, a predicted model, not a curated record
UGAAACUGUCAGCAGCAGCAGGUCUCACCACCGAGCUGUAGGAUUCCCGCACUUAUCUACCCCUGCUUUUGGAUCGCUGAAGUAUUUGUGGUCGCCAUUGAACUUCCCAGAGGAUUUUUUAAACUUUUUUUUGGAGUCUUUCUUAUUUUGGGGGAUUUUAAUGAAGAAAAUCAUGUUGGGGAAUUGGCCGGUCGUCCUGUUGAUUGUGUUGUGUUUGGUUGGCGUGCUGGAGGCUGACGAGUGCACGCCGUGUCAUCUCCGGACUUGUCCCGUCAAGACGACCCGAGGCUGCGACGAUAGCCGGACCCUGGCCAAGGAUCCAUGCGGAUGCUGUGAGCACUGUGCCCGGCUAGAGUGGGAGCCGUGCGGCGGACAGGACUGGAGCCUCGGCUACUGUUCCCUGGGGCUGACCUGCGCCUCUUUUAACUCCACAGAAGCUGCCAUCAUCCCUCAAAUUGGUGUUUGUAAAGAUCUUCCAGAUAAUCCAGAGGCCGGUCUUGAGGAUGAGCGAUGCCCCCUAAUGACAGGCUGUGAAAGAGCAGACGAUCAGUGUGUUUGUGAUGCCAGACACACCUGCUUGGGCUUUUUCACCUACCCAGACCAGGAGGCUUGCAUGAAGGCCCAUUCAGAGGGUCGGAACCACGAACGACACAAGCAGAAGUAUGUGGGACCGUCACGUCCGGCCUGUAUGUUUUCUGGAUGUAACUUGACCACGGAUGGCUGUGUGUGCGAGUCUCAGAGCUGCAGCCACCACUUCACCUACAUCAACCGCAGCCAGUGCCAGGAAGCCGCAGAAGAGCUAAAAUGUGCCCGAGUGACCUGCACUGCUGUCCAGGUUCCUUCCUGCCCCAAAGGCUCUGUUUUGACCAAGAGCUAUACCCCCCCUGCUGGUUGCUGCCCUUCUAUCCUACCGCAGUGCACCUGUGACCUCCGGGCCUGCCAUUAUCCCCAGUGCCCAAGCGGUCAGCGUGCUUUGCCGCUCAGCAAGGCCAGCGGUCAGCCUGGCGACUGCUGUGAUGUCAUCGAAUGCCAGAAAGUCUCCCCAAAGUGUGUUCACAACGGGACGGAGUUUUCUGAUGGGGACGUGUAUCGCAUGAACCCCUGCUGGUUGUGUCAGUGCCGGGGAGGAAUCUCCUUCUGUUCCAAGGCUGAGUGUGCCGAGCUUGACUGUGAGAACUUCUACAUUCCUGAGGGCGAGUGCUGCCCUGUCUGCAUAGAUGUGGAGUUACUGUCAGUGGACAGCACAAAGGCCAGCUGUUGGGUGAACAACAAGCUGCGUGCCCACGAGGAGCAGUGGAAAGAGGACGACUGCACCUUCUGCCAAUGUGUGGAUGGUGAGCCACACUGCACCGCCAUGGCCUGCAAACAAAGCUGCCAGAAUCCUGUCAAGAUACCCGGAGAGUGUUGCCCCUUCUGCGAAGAGCCUUCCUAUGAAACAGUCAGCCCCAUGCUCUGUCCUCCUCUGGAAAACUGCAGUCUUUCUGAGAAGGAUUGUCCUUAUGGAUUCUAUCAAGACACCAAUGGAUGUCUUCUCUGCCAAUGUCUGAACAAUGACUCCUGCCCUGACCUGGAAAAAUACUGCUCCCUGCAAUGCUCAAUGGGAUACGUGAGGGAUGACUUUGGCUGUGAGGUGUGCGAGUGCAGCAUUCCCGUGCCCAGGUGCCGACCUUUGACCUGCACCAAGACCUGCCCCUAUGGAUAUAUUCGCAACAAGCACGGCUGUGAAAUGUGUCGCUGUGUCAAGUGUCCCCCCUUCACCUGUGACAAGCACUGCAGUGACGGCUACAGGCAGAACAAGAAGGGCUGCUCGAUCUGCAUGUGUAAAGUGAGUGCCCAUAGCCCCAGCACCACCGCCUCCGUUCCAUUUCCCAGCUUUUGCUUUUCUUCUAACGGCCACCGAUACGAGGAAGGGGAAAGCUGGCACGAUGGCUGCCGCGACUGUUACUGUCAUUCUGGAAGAGAGAUGUGUGUGCUGAUAUCUUGUCCUGCGCCCAGCUGCUCUCAUCCUGUAGUGAAGCCUGACCAGUGUUGUCCAACUUGUGAAGACGAGUCAGGUAGCGGUCUGCCCGAGGGGAUGGACAUGGUGGUGUGCAGAGCCCCUGGAGGGGAGUUCUAUGUGGAGGGCGAGACCUGGGACCUGGAUGAGUGUACCCGCUGCACCUGCAGACAGGGACGCGUCCUGUGCGACACUGAAGUGUGCCCCCCAGCUCUGUGCCAGACACCCACCAAGAACAAGGACACCUGUUGUCAUGCAUGUCCCGAUGAGACGCAGAGUCCGCUGCUGCCAGUGAACACCAGCCAACAGGAGUACUGCAUCACCAGCGAUGGAGACGUGCUGCUGGCGGGAGACUCCUGGAAGACCAACGCUUGCACCAGCUGCACCUGCAACAACGGCACCAUUCAGUGUUUCUCCCAGCGUUGCCCGCCUGCCAACUGCAGGGUGCCCGUCUUACGCAAGGGCCAGUGUUGCCCGCACUGUCUCGAAAUGACGACAUCUGCGACAAUCUUGCUGUUGACCGUCACCCCGAAAGCGACGGUCACGACAAGCGUGCAGCGAGCUGAUAGGAACGAUGCCGUCACAGAACCGGCUGUUGUUGCUGACACAGAUGAGACGAUGUUGGGUGACAGUUACCCUAACCAAUCAGAGAUGGCUCUCAUCUACCAAUCAGCUGCAUGGAUCCUGGCAGGUCUCCUCCUGGCCAUCAUCGUCUUCCUCAUUGUGGCUUUGCUCAUCAACAAGAAAAAGAAGUGGGUGCAGAUGUCCUGCUACAGUGCACCAAAGAAGACCGUUAUUCUCAAGCACGUCAACAAGAACUCUGUGGUCUACAUGGAGCCCUCCAAGGAGAACAAGUUUCAGAACGUGAAGAACGACUGCGGGAUCCAUUUCUCCCCUGAGAUGAGUUCUCCCUGCACAGACAAGAUGAUCAUCCCCAGAGCCAAGCUGGCCAACAACUGGACGGCGCGCUAACACCCGCCGUCAGCACCAUCUCCCGCUGUAUCCAUGGUGAUUUGUGCAUGGACGCACACACUCCACGGAAGCAGCUCCCGACCUGCGCUUCUCUCUGUGACUGGAAGAAGCAGAGUGAAGCCACACUUGAAGUGUUUGGACCAUAGCCAGCAUGGACAAUGAGAUGCUGAGGACAUCUUGUCUCUCUGCUUUGCCCUGAUCACUGAGGCUCCUCAGUCAGACUUCAAACUUUGUGACCUUAUCGCUUGUUUUUGCCUCCUUUUGGACAAGAAAGGGAGAGGAAAAGCUUUAGGAUGGGGGGGCUCCAGCUUAAAGAAGUUUACAGGAUGGAUGUUGUCUGGAUCUCUCACAGGUCGGCCAAAGGAACUGAAUCCUCCAAACUGGAACGAUCCAUCCGGCUUGACACACCCUAUGUUAGUACUUUGUGUAUAUAGCAGCAGUAUUUGUAUCCAUGUUCUUCUAGGCCAACUCUGUAUUUCUUGGAUGUAUCUUCUUGGGGGCCAAAUUUUUGCUUGGUUGAAACAUUCCCACCUUCACACACACACACAAACCUCACAAGAAGCCACAGGAAUUCCCGCUGGGGUCUUUGGUCAUACACAAAUUAGGGGUUGUAAAUAAUGACACAAAAUGGUGUCCAUUCAGGAAGAAUGUAAAAGAUAUUGAAAUGUUUAAGGAAAUUCAGAGCUCCACAUAAUCCAUAAAGGGUUAAUCGAGGUAAAUUAACUUUGGUCUGUUGUAGACGUUUCACCUUUUUAUCCUUUGGAUGUAAAAUAGUUUCACCUAUUUAAGUCCGGAGUGUGUGUUUCAUAGAUUGCCGUUUGCCUGUCUGAUGGCAGAACUCUUUCUGUGGAACGAGACAAUCAUUAGGGGAGAGAUGCCAGGACAUUUUUGUAAACGAUAGGUGAUGACGUUAGCCUCGUCCAGUUAAACAAUAAACAUUUUGUCGUAAUAAAAAAAUUUAUCUAAUCACUGUAGUAUCGACCAUUUACUGAUACUAUAUAUAAUUACUGUUGAUUUUGAACCAAUCUUCCCACCUUUUGUUUACAUUCACAAGCUCUAGCAUGGCCAUUUAAAACUAUUUUCUUUAGCACAAACGUCUAUAAACUUGCCUUAUAUCCUCUUACGGUGUGCAGUGUAGCAUGUUUAGUUAUUUAACAUCCUCCAGUGGCAACUUAGUUUAUUUGCUGCCAUGGAGGUGAGGAUUACCAUAUUUUUCGGAGUAUAAGUCGCACCGGAGUAUAAGUCGCACCUGCCGAAAGUGCAUAAUAAAAGAGGAAAAAAACAUAUAAGUCGCACUGGAGCCUGACCAAACUAUGAAAAAAAAACUGCGACUUAUAGUCCGAAAAAUACGGUAGUUGGCAGCUAGCGAGGACGCUAUGAUGCGCUGAGUACACCUUUGUUCACUUGUCACUGUCAAAUAUGCAGAAUACAGCUGAAAUGUCAUCAAAAUGCAUGAUAACAAUAUUACAAUCCCUAUUGUCGACCAAAUGUAUUUCAUUUCUAUUGUCUAUAUUGCAUAGCCCUAACCUACAGUGUGUUAAAGCAGAAAGGCUCUCGAAACAGAAGGUUUGUGCCUCAACAAUGUCCUGACAUCCCUCCCCCAAAGAUUAUCUCAUUCCACUGGAAAAGUCCCCCCUAAAUAGGUUCUUACAGGUCGUUUAUACAGGGCGGUCCUUCAGUAACAACCCUAUUGUGAUCAGACUCAUGGCCGUAACUACCAUUUACGUAAAGAAGCACAUGUCCAAUUACUGAAUAAGGCGCUUCAAAUUUUGAUCAUCAUAUUCUGUCAUCUGUCACUGAUGAGAGAAUAUGGAAACAGAUUUGGCCCUUCUACUUCUGCUUGCUCUCGUGGCGUGCAUCAUUGUUGCAAAUCUGAAGGUCUUGGGUUCAAAUCCCUGUCGUAGUGAAACUAAAUAAGUUUUUUUAAACCGAUGUUUUAAUGUUAAAUUCUUUAAUACGCUAAACUUUAGCAUAUUAAUAAAAAAGUGGACGGUUACAAAAUGAUGCUGAUUGUCAAAGAUGUUUUAUAAUAUAACAGCUGAUAGUUCUACCUAAAUGAAAUGCAUUGUGUUGCUCAAGGUAAUAUUAUUUAUAUGUUGUGAUACACAUUAUUUCAGCCUCUCAAGGCUCCUCCCGGUCUGGACCACCAAUUUUACACCUCGGUUUUUGUCAAAUCCUAGUUACGGCCCAGUCCACACCAACAGCAAUUGGAACUGAAGCACCUUUUAGGAUAAAUGGUGAAACAUUUUCCACAAACAAAAAUAAUCCAGUUGCUUUAAGUUAAAUGUUGCAGCUUUAAAGCCUGUUACCGCUCUACUACUCCAUUAGGAAAUGACAAAAGCAGUCCAAGAUUUACUAUUUUUCUGUCACUUACCGUUCCCUUUUUUUAACCGUCAGUCACAGGAAAUCACAAACUGAAGUUCGUUAAAGCAACAAAUUGUUAAAAAUACAACAAAAAGAGCUUAGGUGGUGCCGGUGAAUAAUAUUAACAAUAAAAGUCUAGAAUUUCUUGUGAUGGUAGUUCUGGAUUCUGGAGUGUACUUUUUCCACCCAGAGAUGCAUGUAGAAGUAUUGAAGGAUUGAUAUUCUUCACUGAGCUCAAACCAAUCCAAUGUAUGCUAAGUUAUUUGAAGUAGCAUUGUAGUAUAGUUACUAAUGUACCGUAAUAUAACAUUGACAUGUUAUUAGAUGUUUACAAUGUGCCAAUAAAACAAGCUGGGUGCUGAAAAAAAAAAAAAGACCCUCGGGUCUCACUUUGGAUACCCAGGCCUCGCUGAAAGUAUUGAUGGACCAGCCUGGACAGGUCAAAGGUCAACACAUACUUUGUGUUAACGCAGUGGCACAAAAAUAACUUUGACAGUGUCACUUGUUUAUUGCCACUAAUUGGUUCCAGACAUGUCCGCUAUAAAUACAUUUCUGCAAAGUAGGAAUCAUUCAUUAUAAGCAGAAUAUUUCCAUACAACAUAAAACACGUCACGACCUUCUAAAUGUGUUGUUCGACAUGAAAGUCCUCUAAACAAGAAAUAACACUCUUUAGUCACCUUUACACUCUUUUAAUCCAAUUUAUUAACGCUGCCUGAGGUUGAGCCAAUCAGUGGCAACGAUAUUGAACGGUUUGGUUUGGUCUCCUCUAGUGGCCAAUAUUACUGAAGUAUUGAUAUUCUUAUGCUUGAAAAUGUUCAAUUUAGACCAGUGGUUCUUAACCUUGUUGGAGGUACCGAACCCCACCAGUUUCAUAUGCGCAUUCACCCAACCCUUCUUUAGUGAAAAAUACAAUGAUUUUUAUUUUUCAAAUUCAAGACAAAGUUAUAUGUUUUUGGUAACACUUUAGUAUGGGGAACAUAUUCUAAGUAACAAAGACUUAAUUUAGAGUUAUUUGGUUAGGGUUAUAAUAAGGCCAUGCCGAAUAAGGCAUUAAUAAGUACUUAAUGACUAGUUAAGAGCCAAUAUGUUACUAAUUUGCAUGUUAAUAAGCAACUAAUUGAUGGUGAAUAUGUUCCCCAUACUAAAGUGUUACCAUGUUUUUUUUACUGGUGCACAAAAUGAACCGUGCAUGAACAUCACCUUGUUCAAACAACAAAACCAACACAGUGCAUAAACUCACAACAAACUACACACCUGCAAAUCAGUCAGCUGUUGCCGUAUCCGUAAUACGCCGAUAGGGAGAAGUUUUUAUUUACACAAUGUUUCGGGUGUGUUUUGAUCUCCACCGAACCCCUAGGGUUCGAUUGCACCCAGGUUAAGAACCACUGAUUUAGGACGACAAAAAUGUAGAAUAAGCCCCCCAAAAUAUAAAUACAAAAAUAUUGAUGUGGUGAAGCCUCAAUAUUCAAAGUGCAAUGUGGCGUGUAUUUAAAAAGUGUUUGGGGAGCAGAAUAAAAAUAUUAUUAAAUGAUUUACUAAUUCAGUACAAAAUAUUAGAAUCCCACUGAAGAGAACAUUUGAAUACAAUACUUUGAUUUAUUCACUAGUAUGAAGAAAAUAACUAUUACGAACAAAAAAAAAAUAAAGCAAAAACAACUUUUUACAAGACAAAACUUGACUUUGUUAAAUUAAAAAAAAAAAAAGUUCAUACAAUUACAACUUUAUUCCGACUUAUUUUUGUUAGUAAUAUUCAGAUGUUACUCAUCAAAUGACGAACUCAUACUCAUUACUGGAGUAGUUUUCAUUGUGGCCGAAACCUAAUGCAGAACACAUUACGACAUCGGAGCUUGUUACAUGUAGCACUUUCCGGCUUAGUUGUUUUUUCUGUUCCUAACUCCACUGCAGGAUUCUUGGAGGGAUUAACAUGAUAAUCAGAUAUUUGCACACAGUAACCACAUACUGAACUGUCAAAGCUGGAGGCCUCGCACCAAUCUGAUUAAAGUAGAAUUUCAUUUUUUCAAACAAUCCAAUGUUGAUAAAGGGGAUUGUCAUGCCAAAUUUAGUAGGAAAUAUAUCUUGACUUUUUACUUAGUGACUGAGUAGGUUUGUUUGACCAUGAUGAUUAUUAUGUGCUUUAAAAUGAAGUGUGAAAGAUCCCCAGUUCUGUUAUUUUUAAUGUAAAAAAAAUUGUUUAAAUUAGAGCAGAAGAGUACCCUAUUUAUUUUUUCACAUAGCUUUAUUUAUUAAUACUGUAGUUUGACUUGUUUUUUUCUUGGAGUUAUGACCUUUGGUAGCCAAAGCUGCUGUACAUUUUAGACCAUUUACAUCCAUUUGCUAUACCAUUACCGCCUUAUUUAUUUUGCUGUUUCAAGCCCUGUAAAUAAGUGAAACUGUAACAUUUACCUAUUUUGAAAAAUAAAUGUGUAAA